This is a messenger RNA of Danaus plexippus (monarch butterfly), 3826 nucleotides long. It is a transcript of the gene Snx27, whose product is annotated as sorting nexin-27. Gene Ontology annotation, cellular component: early endosome. Lineage: Eukaryota; Metazoa; Arthropoda; Insecta; Lepidoptera; Nymphalidae. Gene Ontology annotation, biological process: signal transduction; intracellular protein transport. Bases 110 to 1759 code for a protein of 549 amino acids. The record is from RefSeq and is a predicted model, not a curated record. Gene Ontology annotation, molecular function: protein binding; phosphatidylinositol-3-phosphate binding. The transcript is spliced from 10 exons.
AUUUGAUUAUGUGGAUAUUUGAAUGGCCAUACUGCUCUUCACAGCUGAUUUUGAUGUGUGAAAAUUGGAAUUUUUUGAGCACCACGUUGUUUCGACGCAUCCGCCAUCUAUGAGUCUGUUGUCCAACGAUAUAAAUUUCGUCAUCUGUGUUCAUUAUUGUGAAUUGUCCAAAAUGGCUGAGACAGAAACCGAUAAUAACAGUAUUGUAAGACCUGAAAGAAAUAAUAAAAGUAUAGUGUCUAAUAAUGGGCCCCGCCGCGUUACCAUUUAUAAAACUGAGACUGGUUUUGGUUUUAACGUCCGCGGCCAAGUUUCUGAGGGCGGACAGCUGAGAUCGAUUAAUGGGGAACUUUAUGCCCCUCUGCAGCAUGUCAGUGCUGUAUUGGAGCAGGGAGCGGCUGAGCAGGCCGGUAUUAGAAAAGGAGAUAGAAUACUCGAGGUUAACGGUGUGAAUGUAGAAGGCUCCACUCACAAGCAAGUCGUUGAUCUGAUCAAGUCUGGAGGCGACUGCCUUACGCUCACCGUCAUCUCCGUAACACCGAAGGAAGCUGAGCGCUUAGAGCCUUCAGACGAUUCAGCGCCGGUAGGUGUCAUAGGAGGUGCCGCUAACUCCAGGGCUACGGUCUACCAAAGAUAUGACUACACGGACAAGAGGUCGUUACCCGUCUCCAUACCCGACUACCGAGUGGUGAUGGAGCGGAACACCGGCAGAUCCUACGUAGCAUUCAAUGUACACAUGGCCGGCAGACAUCUCUGUAGCAGACGCUAUAGAGAAUUUGCAGCGCUCCAUCAACAACUAAGGAAGGAGUUUCUUGGUUUCAGCUUCCCCAAACUCCCCGGCAAGUGGCCCUUCACACUCAGCGAACAACAACUGGAUGGCAGGAGACGCGGCCUGGAACAGUACUUAGAGAAGGUGUGUGCAAUCCGUGUGAUAGCUGAGAGUGACGCCGUGCAAGAGUUCCUCACCGACUGCGACGACUCUUGCAACCCCUCGCCCGUGGAGCUGAAGGUGCUACUGCCGGACAAGGAGGUGGUCACCGUGGCCGUGCUCAAAUCUACCAACGCCGACGACGUCUACAAGGCCGUCUGCGACAAGAUAGGUCUAGCCAGGAACAUACAGAACUACUUCUAUCUCUUUGAAAUCGUUGAAUACAAUUUUGAGCGUAAACUUCAACCGAACGAGUGUCCCCACUCGCUGUACAUCCAGAACUACUCCACCGCGUCCUCGUCGUGUCUGUGUGUCCGCAAGUGGCUCUUCAGACCCGACACCGAGCUCGACCUGCUGAGAGACGACACCGCCGCCGCUUUCAUAUUUUGGCAGGCGGUGGAAGAUGUGAACCGCGGCGUGUGCUCGGCCGGAGCCCGCCUCUAUCAGCUGAAGGCUCUACAGGACGUGCGUCGCGCUCGGGACUACCUGGCGCUGGCGAGGACGUUACCCGGAUACGGAGACGUCGCCUUCCCGCCCGCCCGCACCGACUGCCGCGCCGCGCCCGCCCUCGCCGUCUCAGUCGGUUGGGAAGGUAUCAAGCUGUCGUCGUGGAGCGAGUCGUCCGCGUGCGAGGGCGGCGUAGUGAACGUGCCCUGGACGGAUGUGAGGGAGUGGCGCGCGGACGACGACGCGGCCGCCGCCCGUCUCGUCUACAGGAGGAGGGACAGGCCGCCCAGGACUAUAACAUUGCAUUCGCCAUAUUACCAGUUCCUCAUCAACUGUAUCGACCGGAUAUCGGAGGAGGCGAGCUGGGUCGACACCGGGGAAUAAUUACUACCGGGACUAGCGGCCCUGUGACGUCACAUCCGCCGUCUGAAGGUCUUCGAGUUCUUACACGACUACCCCACACGCGAUAUGUAGUUUGAGAGACGGUCAUUUAUAUGUUAGCUGUGAUAGUUUAAUGUUUUAGUGCGGGCCGGCUCCGUCCCCUGACGUCACUUCCUGUGUUGUUCGCUGGUGUUGUACUCGGUUCAUUUGAUGAAACAAACCCUCCGACCGUGUCCGGGGCCGGCUCAUUAUGUUAGUACUUAUAUAUUUUAUAUGAUGCAUAAUUGUGUAAUCAGUUUUUUGAACACUAAAAGUUUAUAUCUCUUUAUUGUAAUAGUAAUAAGAACUAAUUUCGAUUAAAUUGACAUUUUUUUAUAUUAUUGUGACGUCACCCGUCGUUAAGUCGCGGGAGCUGUCAGGAGGUUUGUUUUUUUAUACAAAAUGCUUAAAGACUUAUUUGAUCCGAUGAUGUAUUCUAUUUUUAACUUAAAAUAAGGUUAUAUAUAAAAUAAAAAUAUUAAUAGCUCUCAUAUUAUUGAAUCGUAGAGAAAAAUAUAUUUAUAGUCCUUAAUAAUAUGACAUUUCCUUUAAAAUAUAUCAUUACUUAUAAGACGGUAGGGAAACGCGCUGGUAUAAACUUUAUGGCAUUAAAAUAAUUCCUCUGGGCUCGGAGUGAUCCUGCUCAUUCGUAAUUUUGAUAUGAAAGUUAUAAUUUUACAUAUGAAUGAUUUUAAUCCUACCAUCCAAUAAAUUUUAGAUGUAAUAUGUGUGCUUCUGUUUUUGAAUUGUAUUUAAGAGAUAUAUAUGCAGGUGAUACUAUUGUUAUGUUUAUUAAAUUUAUUGGCAUUUACAUGAGGAGCCAUGACAUUUCCGUGUGUAUUGUGUAUUGUAAAACUGUUUUUAUUUCCAAAUUUAAUAAUAAUCUGAGAAUAUUAUGUUAUUUUCAUUAAUGAAAUGAUGUCUUAUACUUUUGUUUGUGACCUUCAUUGGUUCUGUACUAAGUCGGUGUCCAGGUUCAGGUAAAAUCGCUUGCUCAGUAUUAUAUUUACUGUUGCUUGGUUUUAUUAAUUCACAAGUUACACUAAAACCGCUCACAGCAUCUACAACAUAUGCCUGUAGGCAACAUGCGUCUGUCCGUUAUGUAAGUUUAUAUUAUAAUAUGCUCGCGUUUACGUUAUUUUAUUCAGUAUUUAUUAGUUCAAAUAUAUAUUGUGAUGUGCUCGUAUUAAUGUUUACGUUUAUUGGUAGUUAAGUAUCUUGACAUGUACUUAUUGAAUGCCUGUCGUGCUGUGGCCAUAUCCUCUGUUAUCUCCAGUUAGUGCAAUACCUCUAAGGUCUUCGUUGUUGGUUACAACUUAUAUGUUAAUGUUGAUCGUAUGUAGUUAUGUCGUUGGGGAGUGAAGCGACGCUACACUAGUUACACACGCGGCUCCGUCUGAGAUAUAACAUUGUUUUUAUUGUUUGUUCAGUCUUAUUACACUGCUAGUAUGAUGACCUUGAUGAGUUUGUAACUCGAACUACAUACAGAGGUCCCAAAUCCAAAUGUAUUCACUUCUAUAUGUUUUGCCAUAUGAUAGUAUUAAAUAUUAACAUAGUUAAUGAAAAAUACUGUGAACUAUCUGUAUGUAGUGAGGAUGCGGACUCACGGUAAACAUGCUGAUAUCUUACUUAUGGUGGUGGAGUGUAUAUUACAAAGUUGUUUGUAUGUUUGUCCGCCGCGAUGUGUGUUCCGGUGUAUCGUCUGCGGAGUGUCCGUCGCCUAACACUAGUGUUACUGUACAUGUGCUUGUUAACGUUUCAAUGUUCCGAAUUAACUCUUAUCAUGAAAGCAUUAAGCAAUAAAAUAUUUAUUAAAUAUUACUAUGAAAUACACAAACGGCGUCUUCACACCGACGGCUCUGUGACGGAUAUUUAAAAAUAUAUUUAGGAUUAAUUGGUGGGAGAGUACGGGGGCCGUUCAGUGUGAAGACGCCUCGACGUAUACAUUCCGACUUGAGUAGAGUCGCGGGACAUCAUUAUAUAGCUAUCACUAAGUAUAGGUUUCACUUAAAUAAAUUUAUUGUACCACUC